AUGGAGGAACUACCCAUUCAACCAUCGGGUAUCUUCUGGCAAGACGGCUUCAUAACAGCCGAGCAUGAGGAAAAGUUGAUACACGUCUUCCGCAACGAGCUAUCAUGGCCGGAUCGCUCCGGUCGGCUAUCUUUACAUUACGGCUACACCUUCGACUACAAAACAUUUGGCGUAGAUCCGAAUAUUCCCUUCAACCCUUUCCCGGACUGGCUGGAGCCGCUAAUUCCCACACGCGAGGGCAGACCACCGGAUCAAGUUUGCCUCCAACACUAUCCACCUGGUGCCGGUAUCCCACCUCAUGUCGACACUCAUUCCGCAUAUGAUCAGUUGUAUGCGCUGUCACUAGGAUCGCCCGUUAUGAUGCAAUUCGCGUUACCACCGGACGAGGGCGGGGAAGGGAGGACGGUGGAGGUCGACCUCACGCCUAGGAGCAUGUUGCAGAUGUCCGGGGACUCGAGACUGCACUGGAAGCACGGCAUCAGGAAGCGAAAGACGGACACGUUACCCGAUGGCACGGUGCGGAAGAGGGGAGAUCGGUGGAGCAUUACAUAUCGAUGGAUCAGGGAACCGGCCAUAUGCGGUUGCGGGAACGCAACGCUCUGUGAUACGGCGCAGAGGGAAUUAGGUAUCGAGAGGGAGUAUCGUUGGAAGAAAGGCGAUGAGGAUGUCGUUGUGGGUGAAGAGAGCAGUAUAGGAGACGAAGGCCACAUGACAUAA
Colletotrichum orchidophilum is the source of this 717-nucleotide messenger RNA. RefSeq names its product 2OG-Fe(II)oxygenase. Gene Ontology annotation, molecular function: demethylase activity; oxidoreductase activity. The transcript has a single exon. Bases 1 to 717 code for a protein of 238 amino acids. The record is from RefSeq and is a predicted model, not a curated record. NCBI's taxonomy places the organism in Eukaryota, Fungi, Ascomycota, Sordariomycetes, Glomerellales, Glomerellaceae. Gene Ontology annotation, biological process: oxidative demethylation.